UCUGUUUUAAAUUGAUACAUUUAGUUGAUACAUUUUUUAAUUUAUUUUCUAUUAAUCACCAAGUAGUGUUCAUUGUUAUGCAUUAUUGCUGGCUUCCCUGGGUCAUUUCUCAUCACAGUGAGCUUGUCUUAUUGGUAUUCUACUUCAGCUUGGCUAUUCCUGUUUAUUUACUUGUUGAGUUACAACAUGUUGUGCCUUACAGUAUAUAUUGUCUGAAGCCUUGACAUGUUGGAUCCUCCCUCGUGCUCUAUAAUUGGAGGGCCUGGGUGUCACUUAACUUUGUGUCAGCUCCAGCUGUCAGCCUGGCUUGAAGCUUCAGCUUAACAAACAGCUUGUGUCUGUGAAGCCAUGGCAUUAAGCGAUGAUGAAGGGUCUGUGGAAGAGAAGGAACCCCCCAAGAAAAAGAUCGGUCCUGUGGCUACGGCAUGGCUCACCUUUUACAACAUUGCCAUGACAGCUGGGUGGCUCGUUCUUGCCAUAGCCAUAAUCCGAUUUUAUGCGGAAAAAGGAACACACAAGGGUUUGUACAGAAAUAUACAGAAGACGCUUAAAUGUUUCCAGACAUUUGCUUUACUUGAGCUGGUCCACUGCGCACUGGGAAUAGUGCACACAUCGGUGCUAGUAACAGGGGUCCAAGUCAGUUCAAGGGUCUUCAUGGUCUGGUUUAUUACAAGCAGUAUAAAGCAGGUCCAGAGUGAAGAUAGCGUUCUUAUUUUUCUUGUCGUAUGGACUGUGACAGAGAUCACACGAUAUUCCUACUACACAUUCAAACUUCUCAACCACUUGCCAUACUUCAUUAAAUGGGCCAGGUAUAAUUUAUUUAUUGUAUUGUAUCCUGUUGGUGUUGUUGGGGAACUCCUGACUAUUUAUGCUGCUUUGCCCCACGUUCGGAAGAGUGCAAUGUAUUCUCUGAGACUUCCCAACAAGUACAACGUUUCUUUUGACUACUACUACUUCCUGAUCAUCGCAAUGUGUUCUUAUAUACCAUUAUUCCCCCAACUGUACUUCCACAUGCUGCGCCAGAGAAGGAGAGUUCUACACGGAGAAGUGAUCAUGGAGAAGGACGAUUAACCCAAAUCAUUCAGGAGGCCGCUAAUCCUGGAUAUCCUUGUAUCAUAUACAAUGGACAUUCUUCUCCUUAUUUUUUAAUCAACUUAAAACUAUUGUAAUAUCAACUUUAUAUGUUCCAGUUAUCGUGCUCUGUCCCUUUCCCUAUUUUUUUAAGUUAUAAAACAAUAACCACAUCAAGUGAUGUUUUCAUUAGGAUUCGUUCGUACUCAUAGGGUAAAGUCUCGAAGGGGUAAAGUCUCGUAGGGGUAAAGUCUCGUAGGGGUAAAGUCUCGUAAGGGUAAAGUCUCGUAAGGGUAAAGUCUCGUAAGGGUAAAGUCUCGAAGGGUAAAGUCUCGUAGGGUGAAACAAGAGCAGAAAAUCCAAAAUGCUCUAUAUUGAGAUCUUUACAUUGUGUUUCUUUGCUCUAUUGUAUGUUGGUUGGACAUUGCUGCUGAGUUAGUGAGAACAAGUAUAACAGAAACGGAUUAGCACAAAGAGCUACACUCAGAUGCAACCAAUAUUCACUUGGCUAAAGUUUCCUAUAAGCAGCGCCAAGCCUGUACAUGACCAACUUCAUUAACCAACAUUAAUUAAAUCCAUUCAAUGGAAUACAAUAAACACAUUCAGGAAUGUCAUUGAUUAUUUAUCUCUGGGUUUCCAAGAUGGUCUAUCCCUCUGACUUGAUUAUUGGCAUCAGUAAAGAUAGAAUGUCUGGAGAGGUGAGAACUGACUCACUAAUCGUUCAACUUCACUCCAUUAUUGCAGGAAAUCCGAUGUUCAAUACGUUUGAAUGGGGAAGCCUUAACCAGGUGUCACAGGCACUGGAAACAUGGCAAGUGUUAGUGGUUUGCUUAAUAGAUUUAUACUCGAUUAAAAAGACAAUCCCUAAUUAACACUCAUAUCACCUAAUGUUUAAUAUAAUCUAUACAUGACAUAAGCCUUUUGCCAUGAUUUUUUUUUUUUUUUGCUAUGUCCCAUUAAAGAAAGAACGUUUUUGUUCCCUUUGUUUUUGUAUGAAAUUUACAAUAAAACCUAAUUGCCUAGGUUA
This is a messenger RNA of Xenopus laevis (African clawed frog), 2098 nucleotides long. It is a transcript of the gene hacd1.S, whose product is annotated as 3-hydroxyacyl-CoA dehydratase 1 S homeolog. Bases 349 to 1071 code for a protein of 240 amino acids. Gene Ontology annotation, cellular component: endoplasmic reticulum membrane; membrane. The transcript is spliced from 7 exons. Gene Ontology annotation, biological process: fatty acid biosynthetic process; very long-chain fatty acid biosynthetic process; fatty acid elongation. The record is from RefSeq and is a predicted model, not a curated record. Lineage: Eukaryota; Metazoa; Chordata; Amphibia; Anura; Pipidae. Gene Ontology annotation, molecular function: 3-hydroxyacyl-CoA dehydratase activity; very-long-chain (3R)-3-hydroxyacyl-CoA dehydratase activity.